AUGCCGGACGCCUCCUUCUGCAUCUCCAGCGAUGGAAACCGCGUUGGUAAUGGCGUGAAGGUGCAUCUUUGGAAAUGUGACCAGCUGUGGCAAAGUGGCGGACAAAACUUCUUCAUGGACGAAGCGGGACGGCUUCGGUUGCAUCAGACACCUGACUACUGUGUAGUCAUUGACGGCGACAGGUACGAGAAUGGAGCCAAGAUCCAGCUUUGGAAGUGCAAUGAGGGCAACAGGCACCAGACUUGGUACUUUAACGAGGCAGGACAGAUUGAGGCCCGCCACGCUCCGGGAAAGAUGUGCUUGGUGAUUGAUGCCAACCAGGCCUUCAAUGGGGCCAAGGUUCAGCUGUGGUCAUGCCAAUGGUCAGCGGACAAAGUUCAGGAUUGGCUGAAGAUUUCCCUGAGCCCCUCCGGAUACCUGGCCUACGCCCUGCCCAAUGAGGACAAGGCAUGCACGUUUCCGUUCGAGCCUGUCACCACCAACACC
Molecule: messenger RNA, 486 nt
Organism: Symbiodinium pilosum
Lineage: Eukaryota; Dinophyceae; Suessiales; Symbiodiniaceae
Source: the annotation of a GenBank genome assembly